AUGCUGACUCAGCCACCAAGUGCUGGACCAUCUUUUCAACUUCCCCGAUCUUUCGGAAAGCUUCAGAAAGUUGCACGCCAUCAUGUUUCCCACGCGCGCCCUGCUAGGCCGCUCGGUCUGGAAAGGCCCGAAUAUCGUCCCGUAUGUGAAAUCCACCUCGAACCCAAGCACAACUCCCUCGCUCCAUCACGACCACCAAUCUCUCUCGGAAGAAGGAAUUGCAGCACGAUACUGAUAGUACUGGAUAUACAGUCUCCCCCUCCCGCGGACAUUCCCCCUCCCGUCAACACGCCGCCAAUCCGGACGCAGAAGCGCGCCGCAACCAUUCUGCCCAACUUUGUCGGUCUGCGCUUCGCUGUCCACAACGGCAAGACAUACCAAGAGAUCCAGAUUACCGAGGAGAUGGUUGGUCGGAAACUUGGAGAAUAUGUUGCGUAUGUGAACCUCGUCGCACCCGUGGAUCUGCGAGUGGUAUCGCUGGGACCAUGGACCUGGAUGGGCGUUAGCUAA
Molecule: messenger RNA, 510 nt
Organism: Penicillium daleae
Lineage: Eukaryota; Fungi; Ascomycota; Eurotiomycetes; Eurotiales; Aspergillaceae
Product: mitochondrial 37S ribosomal uS19m domain-containing protein
Exons: 2
Coding region: 1-510 (169 amino acids)
Biological process (GO): translation; ribosomal small subunit assembly
Cellular component (GO): ribosome; cytosolic small ribosomal subunit
Molecular function (GO): structural constituent of ribosome
Source: RefSeq, a predicted model, not a curated record